AUGAGCGCAUUCCGGCCUCGCAGAGCCCUCUGCAGAGAAUUCGAAUACAUCCAAAGGAAAGCAAUCUCUCAAGGACAUUCCUAUGAGGACGAGACAAUGGAUGAAUUGGCUGCGCUCCUUGAUUCUCACAAGACUCCACGUGUCUUCUUGACUGUCCUGCCUUGCAAUAGCGCAGGAACGCGAAAAUCAUAUCCUGGUAUGGAGCGGCUUAUCGUGAGAAUUCAAGUAAUGAAGGAGAUAGACCUGAUUCAAGAGAUCAUUCUUCAAGACGGACAAUACCAUUUCUCGAAGCUUUGGGGCCCUUUUCCAGUAACCAGCCUUUCGGAUCAGUUCUGGUUGAUGAUGGAAGGACCGGCGCAAGAAUCAGAGCAGGGACCGCAAGACAACAAUUUAGAACGGGAGGGGUCCAAAGAUGAGCGAUCUAAACAAGAUACACCGGAACGGGAAGAUUCAGAACGGGAAGGUACCGAACCUCCAGGCUCUAAGAAUGGGGAGUCGCAGCAGGGGGAACCGGAACAAGAGCCAGGAGAUGAACAGCCAGAAGUAGAAGACCCAGAAGAUGAACAACCAGAAGGAGAAGACCCAGAAGAUGAACGGCCAGAAGGAGAAGACCCAGAAGAUGAACGGCCAGAAGGAGAAGACCCAGAAGAUGAACGGCCAGAAGGAGAAGACCCAGAAGAUGAACAGCCAGAAGGAGAAGACCCAGAAGAUGGAGAAGACGAACAGGAAGAAGAAGAGGAGGAACCAGAGGAAUACGUGUCAGAAACGGAAAAGGAAUCGUCGGAAGAAGAGUCUGAAUUCCAAGAUUCGGACGGGGACUCGGAUCCUGAGGAGUAUAGAGCGCCGGUACUCAGGAAACCAGACGUAUGA
This is a messenger RNA of Bacidia gigantensis, 870 nucleotides long. RefSeq lists its product as uncharacterized. The coding region runs from base 1 to 870 and encodes 289 amino acids. The transcript has a single exon. The record is from RefSeq and is a predicted model, not a curated record. NCBI's taxonomy places the organism in Eukaryota, Fungi, Ascomycota, Lecanoromycetes, Lecanorales, Ramalinaceae.